This is a messenger RNA of Haemorhous mexicanus (house finch), 3502 nucleotides long. It is a transcript of the gene KIF18A, whose product is annotated as kinesin family member 18A. Gene Ontology annotation, biological process: microtubule-based movement. The record is from RefSeq and is a predicted model, not a curated record. The transcript is spliced from 17 exons. NCBI's taxonomy places the organism in Eukaryota, Metazoa, Chordata, Aves, Passeriformes, Fringillidae. The coding region runs from base 240 to 3032 and encodes 930 amino acids. Gene Ontology annotation, molecular function: ATP binding; microtubule binding; microtubule motor activity.
CCUACGCCGCUUCCCUCCCGGCCUCCCCGCGCGCAUAGUCCAACGCCGGCGCUCUGCUGACGUCACGGCGCACAGCCAAUGAGGAGGCGAGGAGCGCGGCGUACCCGUGUUUGAAUUGCGCGGCCGGUGGAUGGCGGUUGGUGCGAGAGGGAGACUGAUAGUCAGACCGAGAGACAGAGACGAAAGGAUUCAGCUGCUGGAUCUGAGAGUGCUGGGAGUGGAGCUGGGGAGCAGAAGGGAUGACUCCUGCCAAGGAAGAAGAUGUCUGCAGCCAUGUCAGAGUGGUGGUCCGUGUGCGCCCAGAGAGCCAGAAGGAAAAGCAGGGCAGCUUCAGCAGGGUGGUCCGUGUCAUCGACCAGCACGUGCUGGUCUUUGAUCCAAAGGAGGAGGAAGUCAGCUUCUUCAAUAGGAGGAGAGUGACCCACAGGGAUAUUAACAAAAAACAAAGGAAAGAUCUUAAGUUCAUGUUUGAUGCCAUUUUUGAUGACAGCUCAUCCCAGUUGGAAGUUUUUGAGCAUACCACCAAAAAUCUAAUUGAUGGCUUCCUAAAUGGGUAUAACUGUACAGUACUUGCAUAUGGUGCAACAGGAGCUGGAAAGACUCAUACAAUGUUAGGUUCUCCUGAAGACCCUGGGGUCAUGUAUUUAACCAUGAUGACACUUUAUAAACGCAUGGAUCAAAUCAAAAAUGAUAAAAGAUGUGAUGUUGCUGUCUCUUAUUUAGAGGUUUACAAUGAACAGAUUCGUGAUCUCCUGGUCAACUCUGGACCUCUGGCUGUUCGUGAGGAUGGCCAGCAAGGGGUGAUAGUUCAAGGUCUGACAUUGCAUCAGCCGAAAUCAGCAGAGGAAAUCCUUCAGAUGCUGGAUUACGGGAACAAAAAUAGGACCCAGCAUCCCACAGAUGUGAAUGCCUCCUCUUCCCGGUCCCAUGCUGUCUUUCAGAUUUACCUACGGCAGCAAGAUAAGACAGCUAGCAUUAAUCAAAAUAUUCGUAUUGCCAAAAUGUCUCUGAUUGACCUGGCAGGGUCUGAACGUGCCAAAGCAACCAGUGCCAAGGGGGCUCGCUUUGUGGAAGGAACAAAUAUUAACAGGUCCCUGCUUGCUCUUGGAAAUGUCAUUAAUGCACUGUCAGAUCCUAAGAGCAAGAAGCACAUUCCUUAUCGAAACAGCAAGCUUACUCGUUUAUUGAAGGAUUCUCUUGGAGGAAAUUGCAGAACAAUCAUGAUAGCUGCUAUUAGCCCAUCCUCUUUGUUUUAUGAUGAUACCUAUAACACCCUGAAGUAUGCAAACCGAGCAAAGGAUAUCAAGUCUACUUUGAAGAGCAAUGUUGUUAGUUUGGACAGUCACAUAAGCCAGUACGCUAAAAUUUGCGAUGAACAAAAGAAAGAGAUCCUAAUGUUGAAGGAGAAACUGAGAGAAUAUGAAGAAAAGCAAGCAAGCAUUCCUGAAAAUCAUAAUACUGCAGAACUUUCAACCAACCAGCGAGUAGAAAUAGAAAGGUACAAAGAAAUACUUAAAAAUGUUUUUUCAAACCGUGAGGAAAUCAGAAAAGAAUACCUCAAGGUGGAAAAGAAACUGAAAGAAAAUACACUAAAGAAAUAUUACCAGAAUCAAUGUCAUGAACAAAUUCAACUGAUAUGCUCUGAAGAAAGAGUAGAAAAGGCCACUUGCAAGCGGGAUCUAAGGCUUUCAGCACUUAACAGCCACUAUGUACGCAUGCAGAAGAAGAAAGAAGAGCAGAGCAAUCUCUUUGAGGAAAACACCAAGUGGCUGCACCGUGUGGAAAAUGAAAUGUGCCUCCUGGGUCAAGAUGGGUGCAUCCCAAAAGAACUUUGUCAAGAUCUGCAGUACUGCCAUUUAAACCUAGAAGUUCAGACCCUUAAAGCUCAGAUUGAACACAUGUUGGCUCUGGUGUCCCUUCAAGAUCAGUAUAACAAGCAAACAGAAAAAGUACUAAAUUCUGCACUUCCAGUGCUUCGCAAGCAACACCUGAUGUUGAAAGAAGCUGGGUUGACAAAUGACUUAAGUGAGACUGAAUAUGCAGAGGUUGAGCAGCUGAUUCAAAGACAAAAAUCAGUAGCUUGGGCUGACCAGACUGAAGAAAAGGAUCAAAAUCAAAACCAUGAAGUGGAAAUGUCAGCUAUCUUUUCAUUCCCACAGCUUGUGAGCAGACCUAACACCCCAUGCAGCACCUCUUUUGGUACACCAUCACAAGAAAUUAAUAACAACACCCAACAGGUGUUAGAACAUACGGAACCACCACAGAAGAGAACGAGGAGGAGGCUGAUGGACUCACCAGUGGUAGCUCCAAGCCCACCUGCCUCCAGCCACAGCAGCUUGCAGCACCUGGAGGAUUCUCUGGCCAAGGAGGUGUACCCUCUGGGCAAUACUCCAGACUCCUGCAGAAAGCCAGGGCACAGUUUCUGUGCUCAGGCUGUGGUGAAGGAGGCUUUGCAUCUGGCAGGCCUGGGGACAGUCAGUGCCUGCAGCGCAGAUGUGGCAGCCAGGAAGGGCAUCAUGGACACCACUUGUGAUGCGAUCCCAGAGAGCCACGAAGCUGUCCUGAACUCCACUAUCAUUCUCUAUGAAGGUACAGAGGAAACAGCUGAAAUGUCUGCUUACUCAUCUGUGAAGGAGCCACAGCCAUGCAGCAAUAGCAUUGUGCAAAGACUUGAUCUUUCUUCCUUAAGAAGCAAAAAUUCUGCUCCAGUAUUUGAGAAGCCCUCAUAUAUGGCAAUGACUUCAGCUGCUCAGAGAAAAAGAAAGAUACUAAGCUCCACCUCGAACACAGUGCUGGGCAGCCUGCAGGCCCCGGGCGCUGCCAAGCACUCUCGGCAGGACGUGCUGCUGAGCCAUGCAGCCCUGAGAGUGCCCCAGGGGGCUGGUGUUAAAAUGAAGAGCAGGAAGCAAGAACAGAAUAUCCCAAGGAACUUCAUUAGAAGCCUUUCUCAAGGAAAUGUCCCACUGGAGAUUAAAUCAAGGACAUCAAAAAAUCUUUUACUUCGUGUUUCCAGGAAAAAAAAUAGGAUUUAGUUCUGAGUUCAUCCCUAUUUCAAGCAGGAUUGAUGCAUAGCAAAUGUGAAUAGGGUGAAAUGUGAUUUCUUCCUGUAAAUAGUUUUGAGAGUGUCGAGGUGGAAAUCUUACAAAAGUUAUUUUGACCCCCUAAAUUAUUUUCAUCAGAGUAGCUUCCUUGUGUUAAAAGAGAUUUUCAUUUGGAAGCAAGUUAGGCAGAUGCUAAUAUUAGAACAUGUUCAUGCUUACCAUUACAAUGCCAUAGAUGUUCUUAGAUUGUUAGUAUCUGUGGAUGACAUGUGGAGUUCAAAGAGACAGAAAAAAAUAUUUCCAAAACUGGCUUUUUUUUUUUUUUUUUUUGGUCUUUCUGGUUUUUAGUCUGUUACUUUGUUGUAAAUGCUCCUGUUCUGCUUUUUCAUUUUAAUUCAGCUGUAAAUAUGUCUUUUAUUAAUUACUUCAAAUAAAUUUUAAUAUUAUUAAGAGCAAUAUAA